Messenger RNA from Schistosoma rodhaini, 5182 nucleotides. NCBI's taxonomy places the organism in Eukaryota, Metazoa, Platyhelminthes, Trematoda, Strigeidida, Schistosomatidae. The record is from the annotation of a GenBank genome assembly.
CUAGAUUCGCGUAAACUUCAAAUAAUAUGACGAAAUAGUACUAAUAUUAUCAAGUUUAGAACCUCGACAAGACACUAGCAGGAACUCGCAUUCACAGCAUGUGGUGCAUUAUUGUUAUAGUUUUAGGAGCGAAAUAGAAUAUUUAAGUGUACAGUGAAUACAUUGGUUAUCUAUCACAAUCUGAAAUGCCAGUUCUGUUUAUUGGACACUGAAUGUUCACUUUGACUUGGUAGCGCUCUCUGAAAUAAUUCGUUUACGAUGUCAGAUUCGUCCGAUGUGACCGAAGUGGAUGAAUCUUGGAAAGUUAACCUUGAAAUCGCACUGUUAGAGGAUGCUGACAUUUUUCGGAUUCGGGAUAUCUGUGCCAUGCGUCCUGUCCCUGAAAACCUACGCCCUGACGUUUGGCGCAUAUGUCUAAGGUUGGACACGCAGUCGCAAGCCAUGGCUACAUUUAACGAUGUUUUUGAAUUAGAAAAUCAGUCGCAACUUCACGAAGAUUGUGAAUUGGCUUCUGAGGUGUUAUUUAAUCGUUUGACCGAAGAGCAUAGUCUUAAACAGUCAAAAAAUAUUUCUAAUCUAUCAGUGAACAGUGAUAAUGAUGAUUCAGAUCUAGAAGCGUCAUCCCUCAAUGUGUUCCUUCCUCCAGCUGCAAAGAUAUCUAGUGAUUUAGAAUCUGUUUUAACACAUUUCGCUCAGACUUAUUGUCUGAAAUAUAGUUCAAACAACGGUUGGGUAUCGAUACUUAAAGUACUUUUCAUUGUCCUGAAACCGACCAGUCGGUCGGAACUGUAUGCGAGUUUUGUUUCAUUCUAUCAUCGUUUCGUUGCUACGGGAGUAAAUAUUGAUCAGUGUGUAAGCAUAGUUUUCCGUUUGUUGUUGCAAUAUCAUGAACCAAAGUUGUGCAGCUUUUUGGAUUCAUUAAAAAUUAGUCCUGAAAGUUAUUUCAUACCAUGGAUGUCAAGUCUUUUUGCUGAUUUUAUAUCAGAAGAUGUUAUACCAUCCCUAUGGGAUUUGUACUUCUUAAAGUCGGACCCUUUGCUUGGCUUCUAUAUUGGUUUACUACUUAUUGUUAAUGCCAAGUCCGUUCUACUUUACCAACAGUUCGAUAGCACUGAGGACAAUGAAAAUGAUUCAAAUACAAAUAAUUUACUUUCGUAUACUAAUGAUCAGACAUUUUUCGAAAAGGUUAGAAAUUUAAUAAUUAAUCUUCCUAAACCUAUGUGUGUUGGUGAUUUGACAAGUUUAGUUGAUAUUAUAGAAGUUUUCAUCAAUAACACGCCGAUUUCUUUUCGGUCUCGAUACCUUCCUAUACUUUUUGGCAACGCUCAAAUUGAGUCAGAACGUUCAGUUUUAUUCGAUGCCUUAUGCAUGCCGAUUACUAUUCAAGAAGUCCUCGAUGCCCAAUCAAUUUGCCUACAAGAUUAUGGUCUUAAUAAUUCGUCCAUUACACUAUCAGAUAACCCAUCUGACUCGACACCUGAUCUUCGCUACCUUCUUGUUGAUUGUCGUCCCGCAGAGCAAUAUAAUGCUGGGCACUUACCAACUGCUUUUUUCCUGGACUCAUCUUUGAUUAUGUCUGAACCCUUAAAAUUUCAAAAUGCCGUUAAGUUCUUAUUAUCAACUCAAGAACGAUCACUUGCUGCUGGUUCAUAUGCUGUUGGAAAGCAUAUCACAUUUUUAAGCACUGGGAGAAAAGACGAAGAUCAAUUAGCUAAUAUGGUUGUAGCUGAGUUUCUCCGGCAAAACACAGCAUAUGUCAGUUUGAUUGAAGGUGGUUAUACAGCUUUACAUGAAGUCUUAGGUACUUAUGAAGUUGGUAGGAGCUUAAUUGGUCAUGAACCUACAAUAUGUUUAGGAUGUAUUGGAGGAAAAAAUUUUGUUCCUUCAUCAACUUCUUCUGAUAGUAAAAUGGAGUCACGUUUAAUAAAUGAAAAAGCAAAAGUACAACCGGUUAGUUCUUCGAGUGUUGGUUUAUUCUCUAAAUUCUCAAGUGCAAUUUUUAAUACUGGCCGUAGUUUGGAUCAAGUACCAAAACUUUUGAAACUUUCAGGUGUAAGUUCAGUGCCAACAACAUCGAUCAAAACUCAUAUAACCCCUACAUACCAACCUGUUCAGAAUAAAGAAACAAAAAAACCCGUUGCUUACAGAAAUACAUCAUCUGUAUUUAGUAUUGAUGAUGACUAUGACGAGGACGAUCUGUGUGAGGAUGAGGCGGAAACCAUUACAAACAGUCCCAAUCGUACAGAGAAAGAAACAAAAAAUGCGACGUUAUCUGAACAGUCAACUUGGUUAACACGUUUUAUUAAAGCAUCUACACAAGUUGCACCUGAUAUGGAUGGGGAUUUUCCCUCUCGAAUCGAUGGUAUGGACAGCUGUGAAGUUGGCGAUUUAAUUGAUACUACCCGGUGGUCUAGACGUCCAGAAGUAAGAGGUGUAUUUAGUACGCGAUUUUUAAGGCCUAAUGGACAAUUAGGCGAUAGUGGUUUACUUGUUUUAGCAGAACGUCAUUUAAUUUUGUUGCGUCAUCCAACUCCUCGACUUCCUAACCAACUCAUCAACUCUCUUAGUUCUACUUUACAGUCUGUUUUCAACAAAAAGAAUCCAAAAUCAUCUGAAUAUUCGGCUAUUCAAAAACCGACUACAGAUCUCCCAAAGUAUGCUGUUGUUUAUCGGUCACUUCCUUUAUCUAUGGUGGUGAAAAUCACCUCAAAUCGUCGCUUUCCGGAAUGUAUUACAUUUCACUACUGUCCACAUGACGAAGGCGAUAUGUUAAAAUUAAACAAUCAAUCAUUAUUUAGUAUGAAAGAUCGAUUAUAUAUCAAUAAAGCAGGCGAAGCAGUGAAAAUGGUAAAAACUGCCAUCUUUACUACUGUUGCACCAUUGGAAAUGUAGUAUUGCUCAUAUUGUAGUCUUAUUUUAUUAUUUUCUUUGUACAAUGUGUAUUUUGCACUAAUGAUUUUAUUUAUAUUUCUUAUGUCAUCUAUCAAUCAGGAAAGUUGGAUUUUGAAAGUAAAGUUUUUAUUUUUCGUACAUUUCUUCUAAUUUGAACAAUAACUUUGUUUUGAUUACAUAAAACUGUGAUGUUUAGUGAAAAAUAGUAUAUAGAUGAACUUUUUUAGUAUUAUCCUUUCAAUCACCAAUGCAAUUUCCAAUCAUAUCACUGUAAUUAUGGUUAACCUUACUCACUCUCUUAUCUUCAAGGUCAAAGUCUCGUUUUGUUCAUGUUGAAAUGUUUUUCUUAUUUGCAAUUAUCAAACAAGCUAUGCAUUAAUUUCUUUCGUUUAAUUUAACUAGUUUUUACUAAACAGAUUAUCAAACAGAUGAAUCUCUCUCUCUCUCUCUCUAUAUAUAUAUAUACAUAUAUAUAUAUGAAUUCUUGAACAUAUGUGGUGAACCUGUCAGUGCUGCAAAAAUCACGCCAUAGAGAUGAUCUGAUGAAAUUUCAGUGCAAUCGUCCGUCUACAUCAAAUAAGAGGGGAGAAUUGAAGCGAGUAUAUGAGUGGUGAUGCUUGUUCUGGGAGAAGUUUCGAUAGUUUGACAGUCCACAAAAUAUUUUCAUCGGCAGUGCUUAAUAACAUUCAAAGGUACUCUACACAUCUGAGGCACUCAACUGUUUGCAAGCUGUACUGCAGUUCUAAAGAUAUUGAAAAUGCCCUCACCAGAAAAACUCGUCCCGGAACAAUCGUUCUCACUUUGGGAUUCACAAUAGUUUCCGUAGCAUCAACAAGCUGAUUCACUUAAUGUACACACUCUUUAGAAACACUAAAGCAGUUAAAAGUGGAGGGAGUGAAUAUUAGAGACGAUGAUGAAUAAUGUUUUGCAAAAUUGAUGUUUGCAAUGCAACUUCACGGUUUCCUAUCUAACUCCCAAUGAAUGGCGCUAAUUUUGCACUAAAGAAACUAUUAGUUUUAUGUCGUAGUUGUGUUAUGUUCAAGUUUAGUAAUCUCCGUUACAAUACCAAGUUGUUUGCAAGAUGCGUUAGUGUUUAACUGACAAAAGGUAACGUGAAAUCGAAUACUAGACAACUGUCUUCAUGUUCGCCUAGUUCGAAUAUGUCACAUUUGUGCGGGCAUAUCAAAUUUCGUCUGCUAACCCAUUAUAUUUUAUGCAUUAUCCUUCAAAUCUGCUUGAUAUAUAUGAAGUGUUACUGAAGAUAAUGUUACAGUCGUAUAUAAAGUAUUGUAUAUUACAUUUUUAUCUUAGGUAAGGGAAAGAUACAAAAAAGGCAAAGUUAUUUAACAGAUUUCAGAAAUACGUAAAAACAAAUAAUUCCACAGAUAACAUUUAAUCAAAAAACAAAUGCCCCAUUUCCAUUCGACGAUUCUAUCAUCUUAGUAAAUGGUUUCUGACUAUCUUCCCGAACUCGUAAAUGUGUUCUGAGUAGGAUGUGCUCCAAAACACCAAUUCUGAUGUCCAUCGUAGUAAUCUCUGACUUAAGACGCUGGAUAGCUUGUCUAAUACGCACUACAGAAGAACUGUCUGUCAUACUCAAACCUUUCUCGUCCAUCUCUGUUUUGACACGUUCCAGUUCUUCACUGAUUUCAGCUAAAGUACGACUUCGAGUAGUGAUUCCGCCACUUGCUUCUCGAUACUUGGCAUUUAUGUCACUUAAGCUAUCCUAUAAUAAAAAUAUAAGUCUAAAAAGAUUAUACAUGUAGCAGUAUUAGUAGUUUGUGAAAUAUUGCUUUGAGCAUACAGGUAAGACAUUUGCUUGUAGUACUUACGAAAUAAGUUAUUUUUGGGAUAGUACUUUUCACAAUAUUACUAAUUGUAUGCAUGUUCUAAGUAGUCGUUAUUAAGUUCUUAGUAUUUACAUCUUUUUUAGAGCACUACCAAUAAUUUUUUUCAUGAUUUUCCUGAGCUUCUGAUGACAUCACUAUUUUGACAUUUUUAAUUGGUAGCUUAUUGUAGUAAGCCCAUUAUAUUUUUUAUUACCUACAUGCUGUAAUUUAGACAAUUAAUUCACUGUAAAAUUAUGUUUGAAUCUGAUUGAAAGCAUGUCUACACCUUAAUAUUUGUCCAUCCUCAUUGGUUGUAAACACAGGUAACCGAUAACUUUACCUACAUAUUGAUUAACACAAAAUACAUAUACAUAUUUCGACUUUUUACUUCCCGCUGUGCUUGCCGCUUUCUCGUUUGUGGAUUUUACUAAUUAAUAACAAUACACUGUCACAACAACUGG